Messenger RNA from Paracoccidioides lutzii Pb01, 879 nucleotides. Its product is annotated as DNA damage checkpoint protein rad24. Gene Ontology annotation, biological process: signal transduction. Bases 1 to 879 code for a protein of 292 amino acids. The transcript has 8 exons. The record is from RefSeq and is a predicted model, not a curated record. Gene Ontology annotation, cellular component: cytoplasm.
AUGACUUCAGAACGUGAAAGCAAGACGUUUCUCGCCAGGCUCUGCGAGCAGGCUGAACGCUACGAUGAAAUGGUUACAUACAUGAAGGAAGUUGCCAAUUUGGGAGGCGAACUCACCGUCGACGAACGCAAUCUUCUCUCUGUUGCUUACAAAAACGUCGUUGGUACCCGUCGUGCUUCUUGGCGCAUUAUCUCCUCCAUCGAGCAGAAGGAGGACUCCAAAGGCUCUGAGAAGCAUGUUGCUAUCAUCAGCGAGUACCGCCAGAAGAUCGAAACUGAGCUCGAGCGCGUCUGCCAGGAUGUUCUUGAUGUUUUGGACCAGUCUUUGAUUCCCAAGGCGGAGUCUGGUGAAUCCAAGGUUUUCUACCACAAAAUGAAGGGGGACUAUCACCGUUAUCUCGCUGAGUUUGCUUCAGGUAACAAGCGCAAGGUUGCCGCCACUGCCGCCCACGAGGCUUACAAGAACGCCACCGACGUCGCCCAAACUGAACUGACACCAACCCACCCAAUCCGUCUCGGACUCGCCCUCAACUUCUCAGUCUUCUAUUACGAGAUCCUCAACUCUCCUGAUCGCGCUUGCCACCUGGCUAAGCAGGCGUUCGAUGAUGCUAUUGCUGAACUCGACUCACUCUCUGAAGAGUCUUACCGCGAUAGCACGUUGAUCAUGCAGCUGCUGCGAGACAACUUGACGUUGUGGACGUCGUCGGAUGGCGCAGAACCUGAGCCAGUUGCUGCUGGUGAUGGAAAAGAUGAUAAGACGGCUGAGGGUGAGGAAGGACCGGCGACUGCGACUACUACUGAUGCCCCUGCUCCUGAAGAAGUGGCUGCACCAGCUGCUGCAGAUGAGGAGCCAAAAAAGGAGGGCACAACGGAGUCUUAA